AUGGGUUCAACCGCCCCAGACACCAUCCGCACGGAUGUUCUUAUCGUCGGCGCCGGAUUUUCGGGCGUCUACGCUCUACACAUGAUCAGAAAGUUAGGCCUGUCUGUCAAGCUUAUCGAGAAAGGGAGCGGAUAUGGUGGUGUAUGGCACUGGAACCGCUACCCUGGAGCGAGAGUUGACUCUGAAAUGCCGACAUAUCAACUCAACAUCCCCGAAAUCCACGAGACAUGGAACUGGUCAUGCCGUUACCCGGAUCAUCAUGAGCUGAGGGCAUAUUUUGCUCACGUCGCGAAAGUCCUCGACCUGGAAAAGGACACAACCUUCAAUACGCUUGUCCAAGGCGCCACCUGGGAAGAUGGUGAAUGGAACAUCUUCACCCAGGAUGGUCCCAACUACGUCUGCAAGUAUUUUCUUCCCUGUGUUGGGUUCGCUUUCCAAAAGCACUACCCAGAAUUCCGGGGACUUGAGAACUACAAAGGUCUCUUGGUACACUCUGCCGAAUACCCAGAAGAUCUGGACUUGAAAGGGAAACGCGUUGCUGUGCUCGGCAAUGGCGCAAGUGGCGUCCAAUGCAUUCAAGAGAUCGCCAGGGAAGAUUGCCAGCUUACAGCCUUCAUACGGAACAUCAAUACCGCUUAUCCAAUGGGACAAAGGACCUUUGAUGUAUUCGAGCAGAACAUCUCGAAGAGCUUCUACGACUGUAUCCUAAGAGCUGGACGGCACACCGCCUCUGGCUACCCGUACAACCCGCCAUCUUCGGUGCGUUGGAACGAGCUUCACCCCGAAAUUUCUGCUAGGCUGAUGGAAAAUGCGUGGCGCCGAGGGGGAUUCACUUUCCAUCUGUCAACAACGGGCGAGUUUGUCUUUGAUAAGGAAGUCAACAGAACAUUCUACGACUUCUGGAAGGAAAGAACCCGAGCUCGUGUGUCGGACCCAGUCAAACGGGACAUUGUGGCACCCGAGCAACAGCCAUAUUGGAUAGGCACAAAGAGGCCUAGCUUGGAGCAGUAUUACUACGAAUCCAUCGACAGGCCGAACGUCUCGGUGGUAGAUCUGAAGAAGAAUCCAAUCGACCACUUCACUGCCGAUGGGAUAGUUACCACAGACGGGACUGAACACAAGCUGGACGUCGUACUUUUCGCCACGGGUUACGAUUUCUGGACGGGCGGUCUGACGAACAUGAAUAUUCGAGAUAAAAACGGCCUCCAUCUCAAAGAGAAGUGGGCAAAAGGUUGCGAAACGCAUCUAGGGCUGAGCAUUCCAGGGUGCCCCAACCUGUUUUAUGCAUACGGACCACAGUCGCCCGCGGCGCUGGGCAGCACUUUGCCGAUCAUCGAAACGCAGGUCGAGUGGAUCUGUAGAGCUUUGUCGAAGAUGAAGUCAGAGGGCAUCAAAUACGUCGAGCCUCAGGCUGGUCCGGCUAAAAAAUGGCGACAGACAAUCCAAGACCACUGCUCACAGACGCUAUACGCAGAUGGAAGCAACUACUAUAUUGGGACUAAUAUUCCCGGCAAGCCUCGAGAACAGCUGCCAUGGAUUGGUGGCACAGAUGUCUACAUACAACGCUGCAAUGAAGCACUUGAUGGUUGGGAAGGGUUUGAUGUGGUGUUUGAUGAGGCGCCUGCUCCAUAG
Fonsecaea monophora is the source of this 1632-nucleotide messenger RNA. RefSeq lists its product as hypothetical. NCBI's taxonomy places the organism in Eukaryota, Fungi, Ascomycota, Eurotiomycetes, Chaetothyriales, Herpotrichiellaceae. Gene Ontology annotation, molecular function: flavin adenine dinucleotide binding; N,N-dimethylaniline monooxygenase activity; NADP binding. The transcript has a single exon. The record is from RefSeq and is a predicted model, not a curated record. The coding region runs from base 1 to 1632 and encodes 543 amino acids.